Molecule: messenger RNA, 1647 nt
Organism: Trypanosoma rangeli
Lineage: Eukaryota; Euglenozoa; Kinetoplastea; Trypanosomatida; Trypanosomatidae
Product: methyltransferase
Exons: 1
Coding region: 1-1647 (548 amino acids)
Molecular function (GO): S-adenosylmethionine-dependent methyltransferase activity
Source: RefSeq, a predicted model, not a curated record
AUGGUCGUAGAGAAGUCGUUGGUUGAGUUGCGAAGUGGUAAAGUUGUUACACCACGGUCUUCUCUGCGCGGCCUUGCUUGUCCACCGUACGAUGCCCAGGCGUUGGAUACAGUACAGAUCCCACUUGAACAUCUCCCGCGGAGGAAGGCGAAAAGUGUGGCAACAAAAUACAACAGGCGUGUGCACAAUUGCCUUAAGGAUGGUAUCUGGCAUGGUGUGCGUGCGGAGGACCAUCGGGAUAUUCUGCGUGGUAUUGUCAAUAUGAGUGGCGUCGGUAGAGGCUCCUUUGUUUUAGAUUGGGGGAGUGGAUGUGGACAGAGCAUGCAAUUCAUGUAUGAGGAAUAUAGUGUGAAGAGCGUUGGAAUAGACGUGGCGAAUGCAUCGAUCUUUUACGCGCGUUUGAUAACCUCUGAUGAUCUACUUCAUUGUGUAGCAGACGGGACAAACAUGAGUUGGAUUUUAUCGGAUUUUUUUGACCACGUCAUCAGUUUUGGGUCGAUGCGACAUGUGUAUAAUCAGACGCUUUUCUGUAAUGUGCUGAGACAGAUGCUACGUGUGGUGAAACCGCUGGGAACAGUCUACAAUGGCUGGAGUGAUGAAAAUGACUUUAAGCGAAGGCACGUGCCCUUGUGCCUUGCUGAUUUGCCUGUGACGUACAAAAUUGUGGAGGAAAAAGAAGCCUUUUCUCACAUCCGCGUAUUUCCUUUGAAGGCGAGGCAGUCGACACCCAGCACGUACUCUCUUGUGAUAACGAAGCAUUCAAGGGAGAGGACGGCACGGGUGCCGGAUAAAGUGUACAAUGACGUUGAGGCCAUGCCAUUCCGUUGUCAUGGGCCAAAAGGUAUGGACUGCGGCGCACAGAACGCGUCGGAGAGGAGGGAAACUUUUUUGCGGGAGGUUUUCAUAAAUGGCUCAGAACCGGUGGAGUGGCCUCUCUGUCCACCGUAUGAUCCUUCGUUCGAGUUACGACAAAUCCCGCUGAAACAUUUACCCCGGAAGAAGCCUACAAGUGUUUCACAGAAGUACGAUCGUCGUGCACACGGCUGCCACAAGGAUGGCAUAUGGCAUCGUGUCAACCUGAACGACCAUGAAGUCAUUCUGCGUGUGAUUGCGGGUUUGCUUAAUGUGAGAAAGAACGAUCGAUUGCUGGAUUGGGGCUGUGGAUGUGGUCACCACUUGCAGUUUAUGCAUGAUUUUUAUGGUGCCGUUGGGAUGGGGAUUGACAUCAGUAAUAAAACGAUUGAAUACGCCCGAAUGAUGACGACAAAACGAAAUCGCUACUGUGUAGCCGAUGGAACCCGCAUGGAUUGGCUGCCCUCAAAUUUUUUUGAUCAUGCGUUUAGUUUUGGCUCCGUUUACCAUGUGUACAAUGAAACCCUUUUUUGCAGUGUAUUGCAGCAGAUGACACGCGUUGUGAAGGCUGGUGGAAAGGUAUACAACGGAUGGACGGAGGAGUCGGAGUUUCCUCGCCAGAAAGCGCAGUUAUGCCUGACAGAGGUUAUCCCACCCAACUGCGUGCAAGUAGAAAUACUGGAGGAAGUACAACUGUUUAAACGCGUGAAGUUGUUUCCUCUCAAGGCGCGUAGGAGUGUACCCAAUACAUACUCGCUCCUCAUACAUAAGCUUCCGUCAUGUCAAGGCACCUAA